This is a messenger RNA of Ceraceosorus bombacis, 3557 nucleotides long. Lineage: Eukaryota; Fungi; Basidiomycota; Exobasidiomycetes; Ceraceosorales; Ceraceosoraceae. The record is from the annotation of a GenBank genome assembly.
AUGUCACGGCUCGCCGCGCUGACUCGGCCGAAAGAUCUCGCGGGUCUUGGGCACAAUUUUUGGAAAAGCCCUGGCUCCGAAGACAACAAGGUGAGCAAGCGUAUGUAGAUGUGGUCACGAUCGAGGUGUGAAGUCGAGAGUUACGAGUCACGAGUGUCUAAGCGUGAAGAUUCAAUCAUCGAUUGAAUGUGAACUUGACGGUUCAUCGUCCCAAUACCAUCUUACAAUCGCACACGACGGCCUGCGAAUAUUUUUUGCAACUCGCACGCGGGCGCGCACGCUCAUCUCCACCUCGAAUGCUCCUCAAGAACGACUGAAGUAGCACCUUGCAAGCAGCCGGCGCACUGCAUCUUGCUUGACACAGUGGAUCGGCUUCGGUUCUCGAAGAAGGCUUCAUCCGCCCAACUCGCCUCGUGCAUUUGACGCAUCUCGAUUACUCGGCAGUCCGCUCCCUGCUCCACAAAGCAGUAUGCCAGGCAAACGGCCUUACCAAGGCCCGCCCUCAAAGGCCCGGAAUCCUUCGGGCACGACGAGCGGCAAGAAUGCUUCAGACAAGGCCAUCAAGAAGCAGAAACGCGGCCCGAAGGCCUACAUAGAUCUACCGCAAGCAUCAAAGCAGCCGACUACUCGCACCUGGAUCUCAAGCGACCAAGAGGACAACUCAGGAGAUGAAGAAUUGCAAGCUGCAUUGGGUGCUGAAGAGAUGGCCGGAGAAGGAAUCGAAAGUGAUGGCGAUGGAACAAAGGAUUUCUCCACCAAAGCGCCCGUGAUCCACCUCGUAGAGAACGGCAUUCCAAGCAAAGGCAAAGGAAAAGCGUCGAAUGGCUUGGACUUCUUGCUGAAGUUGGAUGCCAAGGGGAUUAGCAAGUGAGUGUUACUGCGUUAGGGUGGGAUGAUUGGAGCCCGUAUUUUGAUAGCUGACUCACCAGUGCUCCCGUGCCCUCUUUCCAGAUCUCGAGCCGAGUUGGCUCGGUUGAAGAAGCGCGAGCGUGCUCUGGAGCGUGCCAAAACUGCCAACCAGUCUCGAGAGGGCAGAUCGACCAGCGUGGGCAGCAGCAGCAGUAGCGCAAGCACGGACAUGCAGGGCUUGAGCGAUGAUAGCGAUGCUCAAGAGGGUGUUCUGAGCGAGUUCAGUGAUAUGGAUAGCGAAACCUCGGAAGAAGAUUUGGACAUGGAUGUUGAAGCUGAGCAUGCCGCCCGCAUCAAGGAGGUGCAAGCACGUAAAGAUCGAGCUGAAGCACGUCAAAGCGCUGCAGCAGCGGAACGUAAGCUUCCUGUACGCAGCAUGCGGGGAUGGGCACCAGCCUCCGACUCCGACCUUGGCCUCAGUGAUCGAGACAAUGACUUUUCAGGCGCAGGGGGGCCGGACAAGUCCCAGCAAAAGCCUAGCAGAGCAAUUCAUGAUCGCCUCCCAGAAGACGAGGAGACUGUGCGGGAGUCCACGGACGACGAAGAGCAAAAGAAAGCCGCUCGCCGAGCAGCAACCCGCAUGUCCACCAUCACAUCAAGUACACGCUUCGGCAUGCUUGCGCCUUAUGAAAUCAUGGGGCUCAAGAAGCGAGGCGACCGCAUACAGGCAGCUAGGGAGCAGAUUGCCAAGCUGGCCACGGACGUCGUCGCGGACCCGGAAAUGUCUCUCGGCCUGCUCAGAAGACUAGCUGUCUUCGCCAAUCGCUGCAUUCCUCCGCCGCCUGAUUCCGACAUCACGAACACUGACGGCAAGCGUUUUGUCGAUGAUGCUAUUCGAGGAGCGGCUAUCAUGAGCAUGUGUGCCGUUUUCACGGACAUCUUGCCAGGAUAUCGAAUCCGCCCACUGUCCGAAGCGGAGCGAAGAGAGAAGACGAACCAAGAGACUACACGCCGAAGGGAAUUUGAGCAGGGGCUCGUCGAUGUAUACCGACAGUAUCUCGAAACGUGCGACAAGGUCAUCAAUGGUGAGUAGGGCUUGCCGCCGCGCCAAAAGCGACGCGCUGACUGACCUCAGCUCCUCACCCAAUAGCUCGUAUCGCGCUGUCCGAAUUAGCACUACAGGCCAUGUGCGUGUUGUUGACACGUGCGACCCACUUCAACUAUCGAACAAAUCUCGUUCGUGCUUUAGUAUCACAGCUGUCGCGCCACGGUUGGAGUAAGUCGAGUGAGAUCAGCGCUCUCGCACUGAUCGAGGUGCUUAGCAAAGAUCUAAGCGGAGAGAUCUCGCUCGAGGUGGUGCGUCUACUGAACCGCAUGAUCAAGGAGAGGACGUACAGGGUCAAUGCACGGGUGUUGGAUCUUCUACUCCAUUUACGAUUGCGCGACGAGCUGGGAAACACCCGCGCAGACACACAGAGAGCGAGCAAAGGAGAGAAUGCGCACAAGCGCAAAGCUGGAAAGGACAAAGCGAAGCCGAAGGAGGUCCGGAAGGGGAAAGGUCAGCACUUGAGCAAGAAGCAGGUCAAGGAAAUGCGCGAGAGGGCGGAGAUUGAUGAGGAGAUGAAAGAGGCCAACGCUGAAGUCGACCUUGAAGAACGCGAGAAAAAUGUGAGUUUCUCGCACAAGGUCCAAGCGUGACUUUUGGUGCUCAUCACUUCGUCUCCGCCCAAUAUCAGCAAACGGAGACCCUGAAAUUGUUGUUCGUGCUCUACUUCUCAAUCCUGAAGGCCCCUUCCGUGCCUGGUCCGUUGUUGGCCUCCUCGCUGGAGGGACUCAGUCGCUUCGCGCAUCGCGUCAACGUGGACUUCUUUCGCGAUCUUUUGGCUGUUCUACGCGCACACGUUGUCGAGGCUCGCCAGCACGCGGAGUCUGACCUGCUUCCUCGGCAUCCUUUAGAUGUAGAAGAGGAGGAGAAUGGGCCAGAUGCGGACUCAGCAAAGUUCGACACGGCGGAGGGGAGCGAGAUGUUGCGCGAUGACCAAGCCUGGGGAGCUGGGGCGGUCAAGUCGCGCAGCGCCAGACGGGACGGCGCCCGGGAAGCGCUUCAUUGUCUCGUCACCGCGUACGAGCUACUCUCGGGUCAAGGCGAGGCGCUCAACAUCGAAUUGUCUGACAUGGCGGGACACUUGUACGCGAUCAUGUUGCCGCUAGCACUCUCACCAACGAUCGAGGAUCCUCCGGUGCUUCUGUCAUCUGGCACGAGCUCAGAGGCGCUGCUUGCUGGCGGAACUAGCGGCAAGCAUAACAGGCCGCACAUGCAUAGCCAUCUUCUGCGCACAGAUGCUGACAUUCUCAUCAGAGCGCUGGAGCUGGCUCUGCUAAGGCCACGCAUAGCCACAUUCAGUUCUGAGGUCAAUGCUGCCUUCGUCAAGCGAAUGUUAGCCUGCGCCAUGCAUCUACCGCCUGCGACGGCUUGCCGCCUGCUUGUCGUUGCCAAGAACUGCAUUGCUCGAGAUGAAAAGCUCGAGGCCCUGCUGGACACCAAUGACCGGGCGAAGAAUGGAAAGUUUGAUGGAGAGAGUGACAACAUAGAUGCUGCUAGGCCAUUAGCCGCUGGAGAAGCUGCGUGGGAACUUCACCUCCUCGUUCACAGCUCCAAUGCGGACGUUGCUGCAGAGGCUAUGAAGCUUGCCAAUUUGCAAAGAUGA